UAAUCUGUUCUCUAGCAUUGUUUCAUUCCAUCUUUGGCAUGUUUUCACUUUGCUGUGCUGUACUUUUACACAUUCUUUUUAACUAUAGCUUCCUGCUUUGCUCUGGAUCAGGAAGCUAUUGAAGCUGACACCCACAGAGUUAAACUCAGUUGCUGAAGCCACCAGCUCCCCCUCCCAGUCCUCCUUUUCAGAGUAGGCUGGCAGCUGUCCUAACUGCCUACUAAAGCCAAAUGCUUGAGGAGAGAGAGAGAGUAAGGAGCCAGCCAUGAAUCCUUUCCAGAAAAAUGAGUCCAAGGAAACUCUUUUUUCACCUGUCUCCAUUGAAGAGGUACCACCUCGACCGCCUAGCCCUCCAAAGAAGCCAUCUCCGACAAUCUGUGGCUCCAACUAUCCACUGAGCAUCGCCUUCAUUGUGGUGAAUGAAUUCUGCGAGCGCUUUUCCUAUUAUGGAAUGAAAGCUGUGCUGAUCCUGUAUUUCCUGUAUUUCCUGCACUGGAAUGAAGAUACCUCCACAUCUAUAUACCAUGCCUUCAGCAGCCUCUGUUAUUUUACUCCCAUCCUGGGAGCAGCCAUUGCUGACUCAUGGUUGGGAAAAUUCAAGACAAUCAUCUAUCUCUCCUUGGUGUAUGUGCUUGGCCAUGUGAUCAAGUCCCUGGGUGCCUUACCUAUACUGGGAGGACAAGUGGUACACACAGUCCUAUCAUUGAUCGGCCUGAGUCUAAUAGCUUUGGGGACAGGAGGCAUCAAACCCUGUGUGGCAGCUUUUGGUGGAGACCAGUUUGAAGAAAAACAUGCAGAGGAACGGACUAGAUACUUCUCAGUCUUCUACCUGUCCAUCAAUGCAGGGAGCUUGAUUUCUACAUUUAUCACACCCAUGCUGAGAGGAGAUGUGCAGUGUUUUGGAGAAGACUGCUAUGCAUUGGCUUUUGGAGUUCCAGGACUGCUCAUGGUAAUUGCACUUGUUGUGUUUGCAAUGGGAAGCAAAAUAUACAAUAAACCACCCCCUGAAGGAAACAUAGUGGCUCAAGUUUUCAAAUGUAUCUGGUUUGCUAUUUCCAAUCGUUUCAAGAACCGUUCUGAAGACAUUCCAAAGCGACAGCACUGGCUAGACUGGGCAGCUGAGAAAUAUCCAAAGCAUCUCAUUAUGGAUGUAAAGGCACUGACCAGGGUACUAUUCCUUUAUAUCCCAUUGCCCAUGUUCUGGGCUCUUUUGGAUCAGCAGGGUUCACGAUGGACUUUGCAAGCCAUCAGGAUGAAUGGGAAUUUGGGGUUUUUUGUGCUUCAGCCGGACCAGAUGCAGGUUCUAAAUCCCCUUCUGGUUCUUAUCUUCAUCCCGUUGUUUGACUUUGUCAUUUAUCGUCUGGUCUCCAAGUGUGGAAUUAACUUCUCAUCACUUAGGAAAAUGGCUGUUGGUAUGAUCCUAGCAUGCCUGGCAUUUGCAGUUGCGGCAGCUGUAGAGAUAAAAAUAAAUGAAAUGGCCCCAGACCAGUUAGGUCCCCAGGAGGUUUUCCUACAAGUCUUGAAUCUGGCAGAUGAUGAGGUGAAGGUGACAGUGGUGGGAAAUGAAAACAAUUCUCUGUUGAUGGAGUCCAUCAAAUCCUUUCAGAAAACACCACACUAUUCCAAACUGCACCUGAAAACAAAAAGCCAGGAUUUUCACUUCCACCUGAAAUAUCACAAUUUGUCUCUCUACACUGAGCAUUCUGUGCAGGAGAAGAACUGGUACAGUCUUAUCAUUCGUGAAGAUGGGAACAGUAUCUCCAGCAUGAUGGUAAAGGAUACAGAAAGCAAAACAACCAAUGGGAUGAUAACCGUGAGGUUUGUUAACACUUUGCAUAAAGAUGUCAACAUCUCCCUGAGUACAGAUACCUCUCUCAAUGUUGGUGAAGACUAUGGUGUGUCUGCUUAUAGAACUGUGCAAAGAGGAGAAUACCCUGCAGUGCAUUGUAGAACAGAAGAUAAAAACUUUUCUCUGAAUUUGGGUCUACUAGACUUUGGUGCAGCGUAUCUGUUUGUUAUUACUAAUAACACCAAUCAGGGUCUUCAGGCCUGGAAGAUUGAAGACAUUCCAGCCAACAAAAUGUCCAUUGCAUGGCAGCUACCACAAUAUGCCUUGGUUACAGCUGGGGAGGUCAUGUUCUCUGUCACAGGUCUUGAGUUUUCUUAUUCUCAGGCUCCCUCUAGCAUGAAAUCUGUACUCCAGGCAGCUUGGCUAUUGACAAUUGCAGUUGGGAAUAUCAUCGUGCUUGUUGUGGCACAGUUCAGUGGCCUGGUACAGUGGGCCGAAUUCAUUUUGUUUUCCUGCCUCCUGCUGGUGAUCUGCCUGAUCUUCUCCAUCAUGGGCUACUACUACGUUCCUGUAAAGACAGAGGAUAUGCAGGGUCCAGCAGAUAAGCAGAUUCCUCACAUCCAAGGGAACAUGAUCAACCUAGAGACCAAGAAGACAAAACUCUGAUGACUCCCUAGAUUCUGUCCUGACCCCAAUUCCUGGCCCUGUCUUCAAGCAUUUUUUUCCUUCUGCUGGAUUAGACAAGAGAGAUAGCAGCAUAUCAGAGCUGAUCUCCUCCACCUUUCUCCAAUGACAGAAGUUCCAGGACUGGUUUUCCAGUACAUCUUUAAACAAGGCCCCUGAGACUCUAUGUCUGCCCGUCCAUCAGUGAACUCAUUAAAACUUGUGCAGUAUUGCUGGAGCUGGCCUGGUAUCUCCAAAUGGCCAUGAAAAUAUACUUGUAUAAUGGAGAUCAUUCUCUGUGGGUAUGCAAAGUUAUGGGAAUUCCUUUAUAGGUAACUGCCAUUUAGGACUGAUGGCCCUGAUUUUUGAGGUGCUGAUUUAGAGGCAAAAUUGCAGAAUAACAAAGAAAUGGUAUUUCAAGUUUUUCUAUAAGCAAUGUAAUUAUGCUACUCACAGGGGCCUCAAGAAUUGGUAUGUAUGAUAUGAUCUGGUCCAGCCUGGUUUGUCAGCUAUCUAGGUUUGAUAAGACUUUAGUAAACUUGUCAAUACAGAUGGUAGGAAGCAGAAUGCCAUUUUAUUAAAACAUAGGAGAAGUUAUAGCUUUCUGAUUAUGAUAGUAUUUUAUUUACUUAUCCAAACACUCCUUUCUCAGUAUGGAUAGAUCAUGGAAACCAGAUCAGAGAUAGUAAACAUUAGUAAACAUGGUUCUGGAGAACAAGAACAUGUGUAAGUUGUAGAAAUCCUGAAGAGCCAGUCAUUCUUUUACAGAGUACAUUCUUCUUAGCCUCUAUGGCACUGGACUAUGCCCUUCAGUGAACAGUUGUAUAAACAAUAAUUAUAAUUUGCAACCUUGUCUUGUCAAGCUUGCUGACCCAGCUUUUUCUUAUUAUUACACCUUGUCUUGCUUAUUGCAGCAAAUAUUCAAUAACAACGUUUCUGUAAGUCCAACUUCCUUUAUUAAUGUUUCCAUUUAGCCUAAAAAAUAUCAAAGUAGUAGUUCCUUUUUGAUGUUGUUUUCCUGAUUUACUUUUCCCAUAAGUUUUAAAUACCAUUUCUUCCUUGAAGCCUAGAAAUUUUCUUUUUAUUCAAAAAAAGUUACAUUAAUGCUCUAGGUUUGAGGUUCUAAAAUGGAAAUGUCAAUAGAGGAGCAUGGUCCUAUAUGAGGUUCCUAUCAAAAUUUGUGGGAGUAGGGAUGGUAGAGCAUGAGGGUUUUGUUUGUGUAUGUGUGUGGUCAUGAAAAAAAAUUGGGAAACAUUACCUCACACACAAUGAAUGAAUCGAGGACAGACAUGGGAAUGUCAUGACUGUGCAGUGUGUUACUAGGAAAAAAGUUCAGAAUCACUAUUCUAGAGAGCUUCAUUUCCAUUGGUUUUAAAACAUUAUUCUCAUGUAGAACAGUGUUGGGUCUCAUACUGUUAAUUUUAAUAGGUAACAAUGUUCAUGUUAGUAGGCACCAGUUAAUAUUAACAGAUAAUGUUACUGUUGACAGGUAAGAGAAAUUGCUGUAAGUGCCCAAGCUUUGUAUACUUCAGUUUUAAUGACAAGCAUUUCAGCAGUACAAGAGUGGCAGCAAGACCAACCAGUUUUUCCAGAUAUCUUGAUGUGAACCUGACCCUACUCCUUUAGAAGACAGCCUGUUCAUUUUUAAAUAGCUUUAACCCAAACUGUUCUAUGACCAUUGUUUCAAGAGACAUUAACACAGUUUUGUAAAUAGAAGUGUCUAUGGACAAAUAAGUUUGGGAAAUGUGGCAUACUGUAUCCUUUACUUAAUAUUUGCAUAUUAAAGACUCUGAGAUAUCCUGCAGUAAAGA
Molecule: messenger RNA, 4263 nt
Organism: Nomascus leucogenys (northern white-cheeked gibbon)
Lineage: Eukaryota; Metazoa; Chordata; Mammalia; Primates; Hylobatidae
Gene: SLC15A2
Product: solute carrier family 15 member 2
Biological process (GO): transmembrane transport; oligopeptide transport
Cellular component (GO): membrane
Molecular function (GO): dipeptide transmembrane transporter activity
Source: RefSeq, a predicted model, not a curated record